Messenger RNA from Scylla paramamosain (green mud crab), 1021 nucleotides. RefSeq names its product peflin-like. The record is from RefSeq and is a predicted model, not a curated record. The transcript has a single exon. Gene Ontology annotation, biological process: COPII vesicle coat assembly. Gene Ontology annotation, molecular function: calcium ion binding. The coding region runs from base 131 to 1006 and encodes 291 amino acids. Lineage: Eukaryota; Metazoa; Arthropoda; Malacostraca; Decapoda; Portunidae.
AGGUUCAGGUGUUAUCGUUUGCUCUGUGUCUCUGAGUCCUUCCCCGGAACACCCAACAGGCAGAGGGGAAGCAGCGGCCACCCAUAGGACACCCAGUCACCCACACCCUCAGUGCAGCCUCCUGACAACCAUGAGUGGCUAUCCAGGGUAUGGAGCACCGCAAGGAGGCUAUCGCGGCCAGGCGCCUCCACAGACAGGAUAUCCAGGCAGCCAGGUUCCCGGGGGUUACCCCGGACAGCAGCCUUAUGGGUACCCAGGGCAGCAGCCUCCCCCAGGGGCCUACCAGCAACAACCAGGAGGAUACCCAGGCCAGCAGCCUCCUCCUGGGGCAUAUGGGCAGCCUCAGCCCGGUGGAUACCAAGGGCAGGGUUACCCUGGCCAGGCCCCUCCUGGUAUGGACCCAAACAUAGCGUCAUGGUUCCGAGCUGUGGAUCAGGACAACUCAGGACAGAUCAAUGCCAAGGAGCUGCGCCAGGCCCUUCAGAAUGGAAACUGGUCCAACUUUUCAGAGGAAGCUUGUCAGCUUAUGAUCUCCAUGUUUGACAGCGACCGCACUGGCACCAUCAACAUGCAGGAGUUUGGUCAGCUGUUCACCUUCAUCAACCAGUGGACUGAGGUGUACCGCAGGUUUGACCGUGACAACUCUGGCACCAUCGAUGAGGGGGAGAUGAAUACUGCCCUGCAGCAGAUGGGUUACCGCCUCAGCCCACAGUUCAUCUCGUUCCUGGUGUUCAAGUUUAACCCACAAUCCCGCAAGGUGACUCUGGACAACUUCAUCGUGUGUAACAUUCAGCUACGCAACCUUACCGAGGCCUUCAAGAGCCGGGACCGAGAGAUGAAAGGGAUCAUUUCCAUCAGUUACGAGGACUUUGUUAACAUGGCUUUCACAACAACAACAACAACAACAACAACAACAACAACAACAACAACAGCAACAACAACAACAACAACAACAACAACACUACUACUACUACUACUACUACUACUACUACUCACAUAUCUAUAGGUGUUAGCGUUGAGC